CGUGUAAACUACAUUCGCUUAGACCUGAGAAGUGUGUGCAGAGCCAUCACUGGGACGACAAGCGAAUUCACCCGAUACUACCUGGAUUUAUGCUGUUUCUCGCAAGAAGUUUGCGUACUUUAAGGAGAAAUACCAUACCAACCGUGGUUACGUUAGAGCAUCGGCAAGGAGGCCUUUAAGCGGCUGAAGCGACUCGUUUCUGCGCAGGAGUUUUUGUUUUUUUUCCCUCUACUUCUUCUCACCAAGAGCUGUUUUUUUUUUCUUCUCGCUCUGACUCUUCAUUGCUCAUCCCAUCUGCUCGCGGACUCCCGCCAAGGCCCGCUACAUAACAAGAGAUUCAUCUGUUUGCGCUGCUCCGAGUGACACUUUGGAGGCUUUCGGAGCUUCUCUGCCCUCAGAGGGCCCAAAGCAAGAUAAAGCUUUUUUUUUCUUUUUUUAAUUCUUUAAACCUUUUGUUUUUCUCUAAGCCACCAGCUAUGGUUCACUCGUGUGCGCAUAGCAGUCCCACCUAAUUCUGAGUCGCUCCAGUUGAGCUGUACCACCCCAUCCCACACUAGCAUGAGUUAUGACAGCUCCACAUCAUUGCCCAUCAGCAGCUGUCGGGGCCGAGCGGCGGGGGCCUGCGACAAGGACCUUAAGGCCGACACGGCAGAGGUGAGCGAGCAGAAAAGCGCCCGCGGGCACGCCCUCUCCAAUGUCGGCGGCCCGGAGCAGGGAAGCGCCCCCAGGGGGGUUUCCAGAAGCCUGUCCGGAGACCAGGGGGGGCCUCACUCGGACGACAUGGACGGCGUGUCCAGCGGGAACGACUCCGGGGAGAGGGAGAGCGAGGGCCGGACGGCGAGCGACGGAGGGGCGUCGUGCGGACGCCAGUCGGCGCCCAGCUCCCACAGCCACAGCUCCUCCAACGGCAAGGACUCCGGCAUGAUCCUGGAGACCACCGACAGCAACAAGAGCUCCAACUUCCAGAGCCUCUCCCCUCCCAACGGCUCGCUGGCCUACAGCCUGCUGUCCACCAGCUCCGAGCACAACCCCCCGUCCACCUCCGGCUGGAGCAGCGACCAGUCGGCCCGGCUGCAGACGCAGAAGGAGCUGAUGAAGGCCAUCAAGGAGCUGAAGCUGCGGCUGCCGGCUGAGCGCAAAGCCAAGGGUCACUCCAGCACCCUGAGCGCCCUCAAGUACGCGCUCCAGUGCGUCCGACAGGUCCGAGCCAACAAAGAGUACUACCAUCAGUGGAGCGUGGAGGAGUGUCACGGCUGCAGUCUGGAUUUGUCGGCCUUCACAAUCGAGGAGCUCGACAACAUCACUUCAGAAUACACCCUCAAAAACACCGACACUUUCUCUAUGGCCGUGUCAUUCCUGACCGGCACGGUCGUGUACGUGUCCCCCCAGUGUUCGUCCCUGCUGCGCUGCGCGCCGGAGUGCCUCCAGGGGACCGUGUUUUCGGAGCUUCUCGCUCCGCAGGACGUCAGCACCUUCUACAGCGGCACGGCCCCCUGCCGCCUGCCGCCCUGGGCCUCCUGCAUCGGCUCAGCUUCUCCGCCCGUCGACUGCAACCAGGAGAAAUCCAUGUUCUGCCGGAUCAGCGCCAAUCGGGCACAGGGGGGCGAGAUUCGCUACCACCCGUUCCGCCUGACGCCCUACCAGCUUACCCUCAGAGACUCAGACGCUGCAGAGCCGCAGCCCUGCUGCCUGCUCAUCGCCGAGAAGGUCCACUCCGGAUAUGAAGCUCCCCGUAUCCCUCCAGACAAGAGGAUCUUCACCACCAGCCACACUCCCAACUGCCUCUUCCAGGAAGUCGAUGAGAGGGCGGUGCCACUUUUGGGCUACCUGCCUCAGGAUCUGGUGGGGACCCCCAUCCUGCUCCACAUCCACCCAGAGGACAGGCCAACGAUGGUUGCCAUUCAUGAGAAAAUCUUUCAGUUCGCAGGACAGCCGUUCGACUACUCGCCCCUGCGGAUGUGCGCCCGCAGCGGAGAAUACGUGACCAUCGACACCAGCUGGUCCUCCUUCGUCAAUCCCUGGAGCAGGAAGGUGGCGUUUGUUGUCGGACGGCACAAAGUCAGAACGGGCCCGCUGAACGAGGACGUGUUCACCGCGCCGAUGGCCGGCGAGAGUCGGGUGACCACGCCCGACGUGGUCCAGCUGAGCGAGCAGAUCCACCGGGUGCUGGUUCAGCCGGUUCACAGCGGCAGCUCACAGGGCUACAGCUCUCUGGGCUCCAGCGGCUCCCGGGGCUCCCGACGCUCCCACCAGCAGCACCCCAGUGCCUCGGCCGCGUCCUCCAGCGACAGCAACGGCCCCGCCAUGGACGAAGUCGCCAUUGCAGCUACGCACAAACCGAUGACGUUUCAGCAAAUCUGCAAGGACGUCCACAUGGUGAAGACCAACGGCCAGCAGGUUUUCAUCGAGUCCCGCAACCGACCCCCGCCUAGAAAAAACAGCAGCCCAGGUGCGGCGGGCGUAAGGAGCGCGAACAGUGAUCCGAUCAGAAGUUUGAUAGAGGACAUGACCCAGCCCCCCCGCUCCUUGGUCCCUGCAGCUCUCCUGCAGAAGGAGCCGGCGACGGGCUACUCCUACCAGCAGAUCAACUGUCUGGACAGCAUCAUCAGGUACCUGGAGAGCUGCAACAUUCCUAACACGGUGAAAAGGAAGUGCGGCUCCUCCUCCUGCACCGCCUCGUCCACGUCGGACGACGACAAGCAGCUGGACGCCGCCGGCAACAGCAAAGGUGGUUCAGUUAACCUCGUAGGUGAACCACCUCCUCUGCCUCCCCUGACCAUGGCUUCGAAGGCAGAGAGUGUAGCCUCAGUUACGUCUCAGUGUAGCUUCAGCAGCACCAUCGUCCAUGUAGGAGACAAGAAACCUCCCGAGUCAGACAUCGUAAUGGAAGAUGCUCCUGCAACACCAACCCCGGUCGCUCCCGCCCCAAAACCUCCCAUUACCAUGACUUUGGCUCCACUGGGCCCAACAGCUCCUAUUAAUGCAGCCGCAGCCACUUCCCCCUUCCCGCCGCCUCCCCCUCCUCCUCACCCUCAGCCCAGUCAGCCGGAGAGAGACGGCUGGAGGAGCGGAGGCGGGGCUCCCGGCCGGGUGGGUCUGACCAAGGAGGUGCUGUCGGCCCACACCCAGCAGGAGGAGCAGGCGUUCCUCGAUCGCUUCAACGACCUGAGUAAGCUGCGGGUCCUCGAUCAGACGGCGUCUCUGACGACGCGCGCCGCCUCCCCUGCUGCUCCGUCACGAGGGGUUCGCUGCUCUCGGGAUUACCCGGCAGCUGCAGGCCGCGCCGGUCACCGCCGCGGCCGUGGAGGUAAGAGACUCAAACACCAGGAGUCGUCAGAGCAACUCGGCUCUCUGCCUGUGAAUCGUGAGGACCCUAGAGCAAACCCAGCCCCCGCCCCCCUAAACGUGCCCCUCGGACCCCCAACGAACUCCCCUUCAUGGCCCUCUGUGGGCUCCCAGGCCAGCAUCCCCGCCACUUCCUUCCCCCCUGGUAUGCUUCCGAUAUACCCCAUCUACCCGCAGCUCGCCCAGCCGCUACCCAUUCACGAUCCAACACGUUUCCCCCCCACCCAGAUGGUACCUCCCAUGAUGGCUUUUGUUAUGCCCAACUACAUGUUCCCCCAAAUGGGGCUGCCCAUAUCUCAGCCUGGCGCUGCCCCAGGACCUUUCUACAACCCCAACUACUGUUUCCCCGGGGUGCCCCCUCCCCCUGUCCCCUCUCUCUACAACUCCAUGCCCAUGGCGGGGACCCUCGCCCCGUCCCGCAGCAGCACCCCACAGUCCUUCACUCAGGCGCCCCCUGAGCGCGAGGGGGCUGAAUCCCCCCUCUUCCAGUCGAGAUGCUCCUCCCCCCUCAACCUGCUGCAGCUGGAGGAGUCGCCGAGCAACCGGUUAGAGGUCGCCACGGCGUUGGCAGCAUCACAGCAAGCCCCCGUCUCUGCGCAGGGUGCAGCCGCUGGGGGGCCAAACCCGGCCAAUCAGAUGAGCUCAGACGAUCCCUCCAAGGAAAAUGAGAACGUCGAAGCCGUCGAGUCCAACCAGGACGCCAUGUCCACCUCCAGCGACCUGCUGGACCUGCUGCUUCAGGAAGACUCUCGCUCGGGCACCGGCUCGGCCGCCUCCGGUUCCGGGUCCUCGGGCACGCGGUCCUCAGGAUCGGGCUCCGGGUCCAACGGCUGCAGCUCCUCAGGGACCAGCGGCACCUGCAGCAGCCAGGGCAGCCACACCAGCAAGUACUUUGGCAGCAUCGACUCCUCUGAGAAUGACCACUCCCGUAAACAGCCAGCAGGGGGCAGCAGCAGCGCAGGAGGAGACGGAGGGGAGGAUCAGUUCAUCAAGUGUGUGCUGCAGGACCCCAUCUGGCUGCUGAUGGCCAACACCGACGACAAGGUCAUGAUGACGUACCAGCUGCCCGUCAGGGACAUGGAGACGGUGCUGCAGGAGGACCGUGAAGCUCUGAGGAACAUGCAGAAGCACCAGCCUCGCUUCACGGAAGAGCAGAAAAAGGAGCUGAGCCAGGUCCACCCCUGGAUCCGUACGGGGCGCCUGCCCCGCUCCAUCAACAUCCCCGGCUGCGCCGGGUGCAAGUGUCCCCCCUCUGUACCUCCCGCCACCCCCUUCGACGUGGAGAUCCAUGACAUGGAGCUGUGCACCGUGCUGAAAACCCGGGACGAGCGCGCCAGCAAAGACGGGAAGACUCUGGCAGAGACGACCAUGGACGACGUUCAGGCAGAGGACGAAGACGAGGAGGAGGAGGAGGCACAAAUGAAAGACGCCAAAACGCAAGAAAACGCCGAAGACAUGACGCAGGAGAAGGAGAGAGCGUCAGCAGAAACAGUGGAGGACGACGCAGAGACUUAAAAUAAAAACGAAACUCACUUUGACAUUUAUCAGGACGUCUCUGCUGCUCUGCAGAAACGAAAAACACACGCACCUUCCUUCCAGGACGUUCAGAGCUGGUCGCUCUUCUGGUACAUCAAGGUGCAGAGAGAUCCACACGACUGCCACGUGUUGCCGGGCAGGUCAGACCGGCCCGUGAUCACAGGACAUCAGGCGUGCGGUCUGUGGCUGCAGGAGAAAUGCCUUGAAAACCUCCGGAUAUUCCCACUCAGUUUUAGAGAGUGACCUUUUUAGUUUCUUCUUCCCUUCUGUUUGACCUCUGUUCCUGUGGGCAUAUUUAUUGAAGCUGUAAAGUUCUCAAGAGGACUGAGCGCGAAUGUGUUAGAAAUAAAGACGGUUUCCUCUGCGACUUUCCAUCACAUUGAAUGUUUGUAGAAACCCUAAUUCUUUUUAUAUAUAUAUAUACUUUAUAUAUUUUUGUACUUUAAACACCUGCAGAUACAGAAGAUAAAAUGCCCACAAAAUUAUCAUUUGCGAUGUAAAAAGAAAAUGUAUGGAGAGGAAAAAAAAAAAAAGUUGUGAAUUCCUGUCAGAAAAAAAAAAGCUAUUUUUACCCCAACAGUCGAGCACUUUUGUUUGAUCUAUGCUGGUGCGGCCCGGUGGCAAUCACCAGGAAAAAAAUAACUGACUGGCACUUUAACCGACUCUUCACUUCGAGAUUACACGUGGACGACGAUGCUGCUAUGACAAGACAGUAUUUGCCUAAGUGGUCAUCACUUUUCAGCUUACGUGUUGAGUGCUAUGCUCGUGGCUUUAAGUGGGUUUUCAGAGAUCGAUGCUUUUCUUUAUCAACACCCUGACGGGUUUUUUUUUUUCCUCCUAUUUUCUAUUCACUUCUUCGCUCUCUCUCUCUCUGUGGUGCUCUUCUGGUCAUGUGAUAUCCUACUCUUCACGACGUCGGUGGCAUCUGCAGCAGUUGCUUAAACAUUUUGUGAAGUUCUUUGUACAAAAACAAAACAAUAAAAUCACGUCAAAUGUCCUCAAA
Fundulus heteroclitus (mummichog) is the source of this 5884-nucleotide messenger RNA. RefSeq names its product period circadian clock 1b (gene per1b). Gene Ontology annotation, molecular function: transcription cis-regulatory region binding; transcription corepressor binding. The transcript has 20 exons. The coding region runs from base 559 to 4860 and encodes 1433 amino acids. Gene Ontology annotation, cellular component: cytoplasm; nucleus. The record is from RefSeq and is a predicted model, not a curated record. Gene Ontology annotation, biological process: negative regulation of transcription by RNA polymerase II; entrainment of circadian clock by photoperiod; circadian regulation of gene expression. NCBI's taxonomy places the organism in Eukaryota, Metazoa, Chordata, Actinopteri, Cyprinodontiformes, Fundulidae.